Molecule: messenger RNA, 1140 nt
Organism: Lodderomyces elongisporus
Lineage: Eukaryota; Fungi; Ascomycota; Pichiomycetes; Serinales; Debaryomycetaceae
Exons: 2
Coding region: 1-1140 (379 amino acids)
Biological process (GO): division septum assembly
Cellular component (GO): division septum
Source: RefSeq, a predicted model, not a curated record
AUGGUUUUCGGGUCAAACGAUGCAUUCAAGGAGUUCAAACUAUACGAAGACUCAAUGGCUUUCAAGCCUGCAAACGACUUUUCUCAAAAAGUAUUGGGAGUGUCACUACCUAUUUUAAUUCCAGUUCCACGAGAUAUUCCGUCAUCGGCUCUACUGUCGAGUUUUGGAUCAUCAACUACCCAUAGCUUGGUGGUAAAAGUCAUUCUUGGAGAUUCUGCAGCAAACGAAUCUUUUGUCGUUGAAACGUUUCCAAUAGUUAUCAAAACUUACGACACACUACCAUUGUAUCGACAAUUUAACGAACCAUUGGUUAGGUCCUCAAAGUCACCCGAUAAUCAAAUCAUUGCAGAGGCGGUGGUUCCGGUAACCGCCGUAGGGCCCAGCGACCUGUUGUGUUUGAAUUGUCGCAUUUUUACAAAUUCGUCGAAUAACAAGUUGAAGAAACAUAUAACUUUGAAACAGAUAACUUUUCAAAUAAAAGAAUACUUGGAAUGCUAUGAUGGUGGGUUGCCACCAGUUACAGAGAAUAAAUUAUUUACCACAACACUGGAGCCAGGAAAGGAGGUUACUACACAGGGUAUUCAAGAGAAUUACUCUAUAAACUUUCCACAAUCUAAUGAUUAUUUGAAGAUACAUAGUUUUGAAGAGCCUUACAUUAUUGAACAAGAGACAAUUAAUGAUUACGAAACAACAAUAAUAGAGUCGGCGAACAUAUCUUCUUUUGUCUUGAAAGAUAAGUUAGGUGAAGGUUUACCUUUGACGCAUUUUCAAAGCUUUACAUCUCUGGGUCAAUUCUACUCGAUCAAGUUUGAACUUAUCUUGAAAUUGAAGUUCUCCAAAGCGAAGGACUUUGAUGUUCGUAUCCCUAUCAUUGUCUGUCCUUAUGACCGAAAAACAAGCGAGCCUCUUCUCAAGUGGAUAAUGCUCGAAUGUGAAGUUGCCAAAGCUCGUUUUGGGAAACAGUUUAUAGACCAAUUUUUUGCAGCGAAAAAUUAUCUGGAGAUAUGCUCUCUCAUGGGCAAGUAUAGACCACCACCAGUAGUUUACCGUUAUUGUAAAGAGGACUGGGAAAAAUUGGGAUAUGACGGUGUCGCAUUCAAUAACCCAAGGUCUCCAAAUUUAGUUCUGUACAUCGAUUAA